CUGAUGAGGAGGCUGCAGCUCCCCAAGGAACCGGUGCCCCUGCGCAGCAGCUCGGUGUCGGUGUUGAUCCGAGGUUUUGUGGCUGACCUGGGCUGCGAGCUGCUCUACAGGAACGAGGAGCCGGGGCCCGUGGAGGCCGUGUUCAAGUUCCUCGUGGAAGCCGAGGCAGCUGUCUACGUCUUCCAGGCCUGGCUGGGGGCGGGGGCCUGCAUCCAGGCCCAGCUCCACGAGAAGAAACAGGUGUAGGAGCAGUACGGGGAUGCACUGG
Chelonoidis abingdonii (Abingdon island giant tortoise) is the source of this 268-nucleotide messenger RNA. The record is from RefSeq and is a predicted model, not a curated record. NCBI's taxonomy places the organism in Eukaryota, Metazoa, Chordata, Testudines, Testudinidae.